AUGGCGCCUCUUGUAGAUGUGCUAAGAAUGGUUAACAAUGAAAGGAAACCCGCAAUGGGCUGCAUAUAUGCCGCAAUGAGGGUAGCGAAGGAAUGGAUUGAAAAAACUUUCAGUUCAAAUUCAAGCAAGUACAAAGCCGUAUUUGAAAUCAUUGAUAAAAGAUGGGAGUGUCAACUUCAUCAUCCGCUACAUGUUGCAGGUCACUAUCUCAAUCCUGAAUAUUAUUAUUCUAAACCAGAAAUUGAGACCAAUGCUAGAUUGGUGAGAGGCCUCCGUAAGUGCAUUGAGACACUUAGUGAAAGUGAUGAAGUGGAGGAUUUGAUUUCAGUACAAUUGGCACAAUACCGGGGUGCUAUAGAUCUCUUUGCUGAGUGGUGGAAGUCUUAUGGAGCCGAAACUCCGGAGUUGCAAUUGUUGGCUAUUAAAGUGUUGAGUUUGAGUUGCAGUGCUUCCGGAUGUGAGCGUAACUGGAGCAUCUUUGAGCAUAUUGCAAGACUUGGUGUUUAUCUAAGUAUAAUCAAAGCUUUGGUAGAGAGUUUUGAAAUUCGGGAUAAAAUUGAUCCUAUGGAAUUUAGCAAAAUUAAUUUCCACACCGAAUGGUUGGUGGGAGAGAGGGAAAAGGUAGGAGAUGAUGGUGAAGAUUUGGUUGAUCCAAAUCAUGAUUUAACUUGGACUCAAGUUGCCGAUGCUAGUGGGGCUAAUGAGCCUUUAAUCUACACUAGGAGGUCAAUGGCACGACGAUAA
Molecule: messenger RNA, 744 nt
Organism: Vicia villosa (hairy vetch)
Lineage: Eukaryota; Viridiplantae; Streptophyta; Magnoliopsida; Fabales; Fabaceae
Exons: 3
Coding region: 1-744 (247 amino acids)
Molecular function (GO): protein dimerization activity
Source: RefSeq, a predicted model, not a curated record